AUGGAAUCCGAUCCAUGGGCAGACACACCAUCCACCCCUAAAAUACCCUCACGUCCUGCAAGUCCUGGUGAACCUUCCACCUCGAAAGUAGCUUCAUCACCACCUAUCAACCCUAUCUCAUCUCCACCUAACCCUCCUCCACAGGAAGACGAUGGAAUUGACGAUUUUGACGAUUUCGAUGAACCUGCUGUACCGAUAGCUGGGUCUAGCGGAGCUGUUGAGGCGGAUGAGGAUGAAGGGUUUGGCGAUUUUGGUGAUUUCGAAGAAGGUGAUUUUGAUGCUCCAGCGGAUGUAGAUGAGGUUCAGAAUGGUAUAUCUGGUGUGAGGUUGGUGGAUGAGCCUAUAGAACAACAAGACCGCUGGCAUGCAUUGAAUCUACGUCCAUUCCCACCCAAAGGAGAAUUACUAGAUCAACUAUCAACCCUCCUCUCACCAUUAUACUCAUCAGGCAAUAUCAGUCAAUACCUGACAGAUGAUCAACCGAGGAUAGGAAAUGGUUUGUCACAGGUAUUGGUCAGUGAAUCGAGUCGAGAUGCAUAUGCUCAAUUGACCACUGCACCAAUGUUGAAACCACUCGAUUGGACCAGGUCAAGGGUAAGGAGAGAACAUUUAAUCUCCAUGGGCGUUCCAGUGAAUUUAGAUGAGGUCGAUUCGCAUAGACUUUCUGCCCUUCCACCAUUACGCAUAACCACCAACGCCAGCUCGUCAAACAGACCAAUCCCCCGUCGAGCAGAAUCGUUAGAUGUCAAUGGGCGAUAUAGCUCUUCCCAGAAAGGCAAAUCAAGAGAAGUCUCGCCGAAUGCUCAAACUGCACCGAAUAGUGCUGGAGCCAAGGGGACGAGGGGUAUUGGGAAAUAUGGGUUGGGAGUGAAACCUGAAUUUGACAUGGAGAAAGCAGAGGAGUACUGUGGGUUGGAAGAAGACCGAUUAUCUCUACUGCCCUUAGCCACUUUACAAAAGCUACAAGCCGACAUCGCUCAAACCUCUGCCCUGGCUUCAUCGAGAUUAGCUUGGGAAUUGCAAUUGAAAGAUGCUCAGACUCAGGAUGCAGCAACAUACAACGGCAUGAUAUCGGAACUCAUCGCCAAUGCGGCCAAAGUCAAAUCCGCCCAAGUAUCGUCAGGAGGUGUAUUUAGGAAAUCAUCAGUGAAGAGACCUCAGAGCGUUAGUGGCACUGUCACACCUAGGCGGACGGGUAGUCCCGGUAUGUGGUAG
Molecule: messenger RNA, 1215 nt
Organism: Kwoniella mangroviensis CBS 8507
Lineage: Eukaryota; Fungi; Basidiomycota; Tremellomycetes; Tremellales; Cryptococcaceae
Exons: 6
Coding region: 1-1215 (404 amino acids)
Source: RefSeq, a predicted model, not a curated record